AUGUCGAGGAGAAAGACCAGAGAGCCCAAGGAGGAAAAUGUGACACUUGGACCUGCCGUGAAGGACGGAGAGCAAGUUUUCGGUGUUGUUCACAUCUUUGCAUCUUUCAAUGACACUUUCAUUCAUGUGACUGAUCUUUCCGGAAGAGAAACUCUCGUCCGUAUCACCGGUGGAAUGAAGGUGAAGGCUGAUCGUGAUGAGUCUUCUCCUUAUGCUGCUAUGCUUGCUGCUCAGGAUGUUGCUCAAAGAUGCAAGGAGCUAGGCAUCACUGCCAUGCACGUGAAGCUCCGUGCCACUGGAGGAAACAAAACCAAGACUCCAGGACCUGGUGCUCAGUCAGCUCUCAGAGCUCUUGCUCGUUCAGGCAUGAAGAUUGGUCGUAUAGAGGAUGUGACACCAAUUCCCACCGACAGUACACGCAGGAAGGGUGGAAGGAGAGGAAGAAGACUUUGA
Microthlaspi erraticum is the source of this 453-nucleotide messenger RNA. Lineage: Eukaryota; Viridiplantae; Streptophyta; Magnoliopsida; Brassicales; Brassicaceae. The record is from the annotation of a GenBank genome assembly.